UCACUACAAAGACGUAUUCAUCAGCACCAUUGCUUUGCUGUAAGAAUGUGCUUAGAGAAUUAACCUAUUUGUCAAUUUCUUUUUUUGUGAAUGACAUUACAUUAGGCAUCUAAUAUCUAAAUAUAUGUCAAAAUAUAUACAGCUUGUUGAUAAGGCAAUCUUGACGAUUUAUAUAUCCAAGCUACCAUCAAAAUGGGCUAUUACGAAAGUAGCUUCUACGGCUUACUUGCCUUAUGUACAUGCCUGCUUGUUUCUCAGCCUACUCGGCGAGGCCAGUUGAAAAAACAGACUGACGACUCGUACAAGCCGGCAACACGAGAUGACAGACACCCUGAGGGUUACUGGUACAAGGUCUACGCCCUCGUCAUGGGCGCUGACUGGCUUCAAGGACCGUACUUAUAUUCAUUAUAUCGCGAUGAGCAUGGACUUUCAGAGCGUUUAGUGUCGACUCUCUUCGCCACAGGUUUCCUGUCCGGCGCUAUUAGUGCCUACUUUGUUGGCGCUCUGGCUGAUAAACAGGGCCGGAAAGCUGUCUGCAUGACCUUUUGCCUGCUUUAUGCUAUGUCUUGCGUGUUCACCGUCGUUCCGGUUGUCCCUUUGCUUUUCCUAGGCAGGAUCCUCGGUGGUAUCAGCACAAGCAUCCUGUUCAGCGUCUUCGACAGCUGGAUGGUAACUAACUUCCGAAAGAAUAAACUCGUUGAACAUGGGUGCGACCUAUCUAGGACAUAUGCCACAACCAGCAUUGUUAAUAGCCUCACAGCCAUUGUGAGUGGUGUCACAAGCGAGUGGUUAGUUAACGUUACUGGUACCAAAAAGGCCCCCUUUCUGCUUAGUGCUGCUUUACUAUGGUGUGCUCUCCAGCUCAUCUGGGCUCAUUGGGUUGAAAACUAUGGUGAAAAGGCAUCGACGUCAGAAGGCGCUUCCAAAAAACCUUCUAACCUUUGGGCAACGUUGAAGAGGCCGUCGAUUUUAGCUCUCGGUUUUGCAUCUACUAUGUUUGAGGGGUCUAUGUACCUAUUCGUCUUCUUCUGGACACCCACCAUGAAAUCUGUUCAGAAGUCUGCCGGGGAGCUUCCAUACGGGUUUAUAUUCGCCAGCUUCAUGGCAUCCUCAAUGGCAGCUGCGUUGAUCUUCAACAUUGCCAUGCAGAGGCGGCCAGUCAAAUAUUCCCGACUUCUCAUCGGCAUCUUAUUGACUGCAAACUUUUGCUUUGUCAAGCUGGCUGGCCCUAAGACUGAGGAUGCCACUUUCUGGCUCUUUUGCCUUUUCGAAGCAUGUGUUGGUAUUUAUUGGCCCUGUACCGGCUAUCUGAAGGGCCGCCUUGUGGAGGACGAUGUCCGCGCCAAAGUUUACAGCAUUCUUCGAAUUCCGUUGAAUAUAUUUGUCGUGUCAUUCCUCUUCCUUGCGGGGGAUAGCAAACAGUUCGCGAAAGUCUUUGGAGCAUGUUCCAUGUUCUUGACAGCGUCUUUCGGUGCGGUCUGGGCCGCUAGCAUGAAAGAGAGCAUGCCUUAGGAUCGGGAGUUAUGAGCAGGUACCUAUGCUGGUAUCAAUCGCUUUCAAUCAUAUCAUCAGUUCGAAAGGAGACACAGCGAUCAUCGGCCUAAACUUGCAGCAGUACAGAUAACAAUUCAGAUAUUAAACUCAUCUCACACUUCCAAGUGCGCGUGUAGGAAAUACAUCUAGACGUCACUAUGCCGCAUAUCAGGACUGAGCAAUGUCAUACCUUAGCCAUAUCAAGCUUC
Hypoxylon fragiforme is the source of this 1742-nucleotide messenger RNA. Its product is annotated as DUF791-domain-containing protein. Gene Ontology annotation, cellular component: membrane. NCBI's taxonomy places the organism in Eukaryota, Fungi, Ascomycota, Sordariomycetes, Xylariales, Hypoxylaceae. Gene Ontology annotation, biological process: molybdate ion transport. Gene Ontology annotation, molecular function: molybdate ion transmembrane transporter activity. The record is from RefSeq and is a predicted model, not a curated record. The transcript is spliced from 3 exons. Bases 193 to 1512 code for a protein of 439 amino acids.